AUGCUCGCAAUUUUUUCGUUGGCUGCUGAAGCCGGCAAAGUGAAAAUUGCUGCCUUUAAUAUCCAAACGUUGGGCAAAACCAAAAUGGGCAAACAAGAAGUUGUAGCUGAAUUAGUUAAGAUCUUGCGUCGUUACGAUCUAACUCUUAUCCAAGAAAUCCGUGACAGCAGUGGCGUCGCUAUCCAAACACUUUUGGAUGAAGUUAAUAAGGGUCAUAGCUAUUCUUAUGCCAUGAUUCUUUCUGAUCGCCUUGGUCGUAGCAGCUACAAGGAGCAAUAUGCUUUCUUCUAUAGGACCGAUUUAUUCUCAGUCCAAGGAAAUUAUCACUAUGAUGACGGUGAUGAAAGCGCUGGUGACGAUUCCUUUAUCAGAGAACCCUUUGUUGUUAAGUUUAAAAUCACUGCUACUGGUAAGCAAUUCGUCCUGAUCCCUUGCCAUGCCUCUCCUUCCUACGCUGUCGAAGAAACUGAUGCCUUAGCUGAUGUUUAUGAUGACGCUACUACUCGUUUUGGCGAAUCAAACGCCAUCCUUAUGGGUGAUUUCAAUGCUGAUUGCAGUUAUAUUUCAUCAAGUGAAUGGAGUUAUGUUCGCUUGUGGACUCAAAGCCGAUUUAACUGGGUCAUUGGCAGUAAUGCUGAUACUACCACUAAAUCAACCAAUUGUGCCUAUGACAGACUUGUUUUAGCUGGUAGUCGUAUGCAAAGUGAUUAUGUUAGCGGUACUGCUAAAGUAUUCCGAUUUGACAGUGAGUAUGGUCUUAGCUAUGACGAGACCACUGCUGUUAGCGACCAUUAUCCCGUCGAAAUGGAAUUAUACGAUUAA
This is a messenger RNA of Trichoplax adhaerens, 822 nucleotides long. RefSeq lists its product as uncharacterized. Gene Ontology annotation, biological process: DNA catabolic process. Gene Ontology annotation, cellular component: nucleus. The record is from RefSeq and is a predicted model, not a curated record. NCBI's taxonomy places the organism in Eukaryota, Metazoa, Placozoa, Uniplacotomia, Trichoplacea, Trichoplacidae. Gene Ontology annotation, molecular function: DNA nuclease activity. The coding region runs from base 1 to 822 and encodes 273 amino acids. The transcript is spliced from 7 exons.